Molecule: messenger RNA, 3399 nt
Organism: Rubroshorea leprosula
Lineage: Eukaryota; Viridiplantae; Streptophyta; Magnoliopsida; Malvales; Dipterocarpaceae
Source: the annotation of a GenBank genome assembly
GGAAAAUCAGUCUUGGAAGUCGAAAGUUUUCAGGGGAAAAAACCCUUCGUUUCACCCUAGAAACUCUCUUGCUUCAUGCAAUAAGAGUUUCUUAAGCAGAUCUUAGUUACUUCUCACUCAUUUUGUGCUUAUAAGGUUUAUGUUUUGAUUCUAAAUUUACCAUCCAUUUUUAGAUUUUCAAAAGCUGAACUAUCUGCAAUAUCUUUUUUCUGGGGUCUAAUUUUACUGCCUUCUGAAAGUGAUUGCAUCUUCCCAUCUGGGUAUUUCAUUUCCCCAAUUUGGGUCCCAUGUGUGCCUAAGGGUUUCAAUUUCAACACCCAUUUUUUUAAUCCUAUCUCCCUACUUACUUUUCUUCCUUUACAUGUCAUUACUAGUCAUAGCUCCCAAAAUUUUCUUUUGAUUAGGUCAUUCAGUUUAGGUAUUUCGUUCAUCAAUCAACCCACCAUUCUUGGUGCUUUGGUCAAGUUUUAGAUGCUCUAAUGUUGAUUUUGGAGGGCCCAGAAGCCAGAAGAGGAUAUUCAAAUAUUCAAUAAGGGCUGUCAAUGUCUUCAACGACUGUUGCAUUCUUAGUGCCUCAUCAUACAUUCUCUUGAGAAUCUUUGAACUUGCCUAAGUUCUUGGCGUAAUCAUAUUCUAGAUGAGGUUCCAUAACUUCAGUAUGCCCAGAUAGUAUAGAGAUUUUCUGCAUUUGUCCUUUUGUUGAUCUCUAAACAUAUUGAAAUAUGCCUAAAAGGGAGAAAUUCCUUCCUCAUUCACCUCUUCUGCUAUUUAUCUCUCUUGGGUUCUUUCUAUUUGGGGUUGUAGUUUCAGAAAUUCCCCUAGGUUCAAAACUUUCUGUGGUAGAAAAUAACUUUUGGGUUUCCUCAAAUGGUGAUUUUGCACUUGGAUUCUACAACCAUCCUGAUCAGCCCGAUCAAUUCAGUGUUGGGAUUCGAUUCAAUUCGAAAUUGAUUCCUGUUAGCAAACAGACUGUGGUUUGGGUUGCUGGAGCUGAUGUUACAGCAGGUAACAACUCCUAUUUCCAGCUUACACAAAAUGGGGAAUUGGUUCUGGUUGAUUCCUUACAGGGAGUAAAACUUUGGACUAGCAAAACAAGUCAGUUAUCUAUUGCUUUGGCACAACUUCGUGAUGAUGGAAAUCUUGUGCUAGUCAAUGAGAAGAAAGAUGUAGUUUGGCAGAGCUUUGACACUCCAUCAGACACACUUCUUCCUGGCCAGAAGUUAUCUCCCCUGGGGACAUUGAGAGCUGCUAGCCGGAAGUCAGUUUCAAGUUAUUAUAGUCUUUACAUGAGUGUUUCUGGUCAGUUAGAACUAAGGUGGGAGAGUAGUAUUAUUUUUUGGAGAAGUGGAAGCUCUUCUGAUUCAAAUCUCAGUGCUAUUUUCACCACUAAUGGCACCCUGCAACUUGUGGACCAGAAUUUGAAACCUCUUUGGUCUGUGUUUGGACAAGACCACAAUGACACUGUAAAAUUCAGGCUCCUUAGGCUAGAUGUGGAUGGCAACCUGCGGAUGUACUCAUGGAUGAAUAAUUCAGACUCAUGGGGAUCAGUCUGGCAAGCAGUUGAGAAUCAGUGCAAUGUCUUUGCAACCUGUGACAAGCAAGGAAUCUGUGCAUUUAAUGCAUCUGGUUUCCCUGUUUGCAAAUGUCCUUUUCAGCAUGCUUCUCAAUCUAACUCAAAGUGUUUACUUCCUUCUCGGCUUGAUUGCAAAUCAGGUUCCAUUAUGGUUGAGUAUGCAAACAUGUUUCUUUAUGGGAUCUACCCGGUAAAUGAUUCCAGCUCUCAUACCAAUUUAGAGCAGUGUAAAACCAUGUGCUUGAAUGACCCAAGUUGUGCAGCCAUAACCUUUGCAAAUAAUGGAAGCCCAGAAUGCCGAAUGAUGAAAACCCAAUAUGUCAGUGGUUAUUCAGGUCCUUCUCUUAGUUCAAUAUCUUAUGCUAAGAGGUGUUCAGACCCAAUAGCAGCUGAUCCAAAUUUCGGGAUGAACUCCCCACCAAGUGCCCUCAAAGAGUCUUCCAGGCUUUGCAUUCCUUGUCUAAUUGGAGCAGCGUCAGGCACAUUUGCUAUAUUCGUUGCAGUUCAGUUUGGAAUUGCCUUUUGUCUUUACAAAAGAAUAAAGUCUUACAAGAGAAUGGCUUCUCAAGCAUGCACAGGCCCUGGUUCAAAAUGUUUGAUUAUGCUAUCCUUCUCUGAAAUCCAAGAACUUACAGGGAAUUUCAACAACCGAAUUGGACCAAAGAUGUUCAAAGGUGUCCUACCAGACAAACAACUGGUUGCAAUCAAAGAGGUGGAAGCAACCAUAGAAGCAAGAAAGUUUCGUGCUGCUGUGUCGAGGAUAGGAAGCAUUCAUCAUAAAAGCCUUGUAAAGCUGGUAGGCUACUGUUGUGAGUUAAAUCACAGGUAUUUGGUCUACGAAUAUGCCAAGUAUGGCUCUGUGGAAAAAUAUAUUGAAGAUCCCAUGCUGUGUAAGAGGUUGAAUUGGAGAAAGAGAAUGGACAUAUGCUUAAGCGUUGGUAGAGCAGUAUCUUAUUUGCACACAGGAUGCAGGGAGUUUCUAAGCCAUGGGAACUUGAAAUGUGAAAACGUAGUCUUGGAUGAAAAGUUUGCGGCCAAGGUAAAUGAAUUCGGGCUAGGGAUGCUUCUCCAUGGUGAGUCAUCCACCCACAGGACUCCAGCAGAGAAAGAUGUAGAGGAUUUUGGCAAGAUGGUGUUGAUGCUGGUUACUGGGUUCCUGGAAGUGAAGGAUGUUUGUGACUGGGUAUACAAGAAGUGGAUGGAAGGUAAUGCAAAGGAGGUGGUAGACAAACACCUUGGUCAUGCAGUGGACUAUGAAGAGGCUGAGCGUGCACUAAGAAUUUCAUUUUGGUGCCUUCAACCAGAUGGGCACGCAAAGCCUUCAAUGGCAGAGGCUGUGAAGGUGUUGGAGGGGACAUUGUCUGUUGAUCCUCCUCCAUCACCUUUUGCUUGUCGGUCACCACCAUCGAAGGAAGAAGGGUCGAUAGAGUCAGGUUCAGAGACAUAGGAUUAGUCUUUACCCUGAUAAUUUUGGAGGGUUUUCUCUUCUUAUUUGUAUGGCAGAACUAACAUUCACAGCAAGGACAAUCUGGCCUUUGCUUCAGAAAAGGCUUGCAAUUUUCUCCCAACUGAUGUUACAAUUUCAAUGCAAAAGCUACAUUGAGUAUUCUAUUGAAAUUUGUCUGAAGCAACAUUUUGGAAUUCCUUGUUUUUCAAAUACUCCUUUUUGGCAAUGUGGCCUGCACUGAAAUGCAAAUGGCUUGGGCUGGACUGCAAAAAGGAUCCAUCCAAGAGCCAGUGCACAGUUCAGUCCAUACUGAAACAUGCAUUUUAAAUAUUUUUGUUAUGCGAAUUGUAUGUUGAAAAAAUGAAGAUUUGUUAGAUUU